Molecule: messenger RNA, 6123 nt
Organism: Trypanosoma theileri
Lineage: Eukaryota; Euglenozoa; Kinetoplastea; Trypanosomatida; Trypanosomatidae
Product: putative protein kinase
Exons: 1
Biological process (GO): protein phosphorylation
Molecular function (GO): ATP binding; protein kinase activity
Source: RefSeq, a predicted model, not a curated record
AACAACAACAACAACAACAAUAUCAACAACAGUAUCAAUAUUAACAAUAUCAAUGAUAAUAAUAAUGUUAAUAAUGAUAAUAAUAAUAAUAAUAAUAAUAAUAAUAGUGAUGAUGAUAGUCCCACACGCCGCAGAGUUCCCCUCACAACCCCGUGGCGAGUAGAGACAACUGAACGGCUUACGGCGCUGUUAUACGAUGUGCAGUUGUUGCGACUUCUCAUGGCACUGUUAGAACCCGAAUCCUCAAGCCGCAGUGACGGCGUUAUUUCUCUUUCUUCUCCUCCUCUUUCUUCUUCUUCUCCUCCUCUUUCUUCUUCUUCUUUUUCUUUUUCUUCUUCUACUUCUUCUACUUCUACUUCUGUUGAUGUAAUGGUAGUGGUGGAUCCGCAGUGGGCCGCGACGGUGGAGCCGCAUGCACUUUCCGUGACGUUUUUGUUUUUUACCCGCCGAGUCUCAUUGGCGAUGGAACAACUUCGUCAUGUUGUGAUGGAUUUGAUGGAGAGAAGAAGGAGAAAAGAAAGAAAAAGAAAAGAAAAAGAAAAAGAAGAGGAAGAAGAAGAAGGACUAAGAUCACAACUGGAGUAUCAAUUACGUGAGAUCAUAUCUAGUUGGGAGGAGUUUGUGCGUGUAUGUAAUGGUAGUCAUAGUUUUGCAGGCAUUCGAUUGGACUUGAUGGCACGAUUAGAUCAUAUCACUUCACACAUGAAAGAGGUGGUAUCUAAUUGUUGUGGUGAUAAAAGAACAAGAAUACUUGCAGAGGAGCCACUUGUGCUUUAUCUUCAUACAGACAGUAAUGAAGUAGAUGUGAAUCCCUACUGCCGUACUUCACCUAGUGGGCAUAACUCCUACCAUGUGGAUGAUGAUGAUGAUGAUGAUGAUAGUAAUAAUAAUAGUCAUAAUACUCUUAAAUUCAAUGAUGCUAGUAGUAGGAGUACCAGUCAUAAUAAUAAGAAGAAUAAAAAGAGUACUAUUAAUGGUGAUUAUGAUGAUGAGGAGGAGGAAGAAAAUGAUAACGAUAAUGAUAAUGAUGAUAACUUCCAUUCAUCUCGAUUAGGUGGAAGAAUGUUUAAAUGGUUACGUUUGGGUCAUGGUGUUCACCCUAUGAGUGCUGCCAAAUUUGUAACGAAGGUUCUGUAUAGUGUGAUGCUUUUAUUAUCGGCGGUGUUAGUCGCAUUGGAAUAUGAUUCGCUGGAUAGCUCCGUUUUCUACACUUUCCAAAGUACCAGAAUCCAUAUCAAUACAAUUGGUAAUAGUGAUGAGAACAGCAAUACCACUCAUACUAACAAUAAUAAUAGUAAUAAUAACAACAAUAAUGGCAGUAUUAGCAGUAGCAGCAGCAGCAGUGGUGGUAGUAGUAGUAGAUAUGUUCUUAGUCUCACAUUAGCCCAUUGGUGUAUGAUUCGUUUUAUUAUUAGUCUCCUACUACUAGUUUUAAUAGUUGUUGUGGGUAUGAUUCUUCGUAUGAAAUGGUUAGAGAGAGUUUCGGAUCUCGCUUAUAUUUCCAUCUUGCGGGAACUCUUUACGGAUGGAGCUGCAUUUCUUCAAUUUCCCCGUCAAAAUACAAAAAGCACAACACUUCAUGUAAACUGUAGAGAUGAUGGGGUGGAAGAUGUACUUUCAUUCCCUACAGAUGAUGAUCCGCUUACUUCUAAGCAGUCAACCAAGAUGGAGGAAAAUAAUGAAUGGUUUCCAUCAAUGGCCGGUGUUGGGGAUAGUAGUGGAGGGACGAGUACUAGAAGUACUAGUUUAGUCCCUGCAGGGAGUUUUUCUUCUUCGCCGACUCCACCUUCAUAUUAUUAUUAUUAUUCUUCUUCUCCUCCUACGCCUUUUAUUCCAACUUGUCAAGGAAGUCCCGCUCAUGGGAUUUCAGACUUUCCAUUCUCUCCAACUACAGUGGAAGAUCACAGAGAAGGACCGACCACAGAUGGGAGAGAAUCUAAUUGUUGGAAUACAGAGAAAUUAACAACACCAACAACAAUAACAACAAUGGCUACGCCUCUGUAUAGUCCAUGUAUAGAGGCAGAACGAGAGAAACCAAUGGUGUUUGUUGAUGUUCCCGCUGGUGGUGGUGAUAAAAAUCAGGAAAGUUCACAAUCCAUAAAUGUUGAUCGAUCAGCAAAGAUUUGUCGACAUCUUGCAGAGAAUAUAAAGGAUUGUGUUUGUCCAUUAAUGGUGGUGGAAUAUAUUCAAUAUCCCACAAGUAGUCGUAGAGAACACCGAUCCUCCUCUCAUCAUCAUCAUCAUCCACCAACAUUUCCUGUUGCCUACUGUAAUCUCGCAGCACUGGAAUUACUUCACUACAGUUGGCUCUCAGAUGUAGCUGGAAAAGAUAUAAGAAAAGUAUUUGGACUCUAUCGAUCAGUUAAACGAUUAUCACGUAAAAAACGAUCCUCCGAUGUGAGUAGACGAACAUCUACAUUACCAGCAUUACCACAAACCCCACAAAAACAACAUGGUCGUCUUUUUCUAGUUCCAGUACCGCCAUCUAAACAACAUCAGAAACAACAACGACAUCAUCAACAACAACAACAACAACAACAACAACAACAACAACAACAGGAGCAAAUAGAAGAACAACAACAAUAUCAUCAUCAUCAUCAUCAUCAUCAACAAGGAAAGAAAAGUCGUUUAGAAGAGAUUACGGAACCGAAAACUCUCUUUGAAAAUGGUGUAGAAGAGCUUAUUACGGUUUUUCUUGAACAUGAAGGAACCUAUUUGGAUGUAUAUGCAAUGAGUAUUAAUCAACUGACAUUACCCUCUACUUUCUGUAAUGUAGAACAACCAUGUACACCCCAUUCUGCUGAAAAGUCUUAUUUAAUAUUACUUUUUCUCCGUCAAAAUACAAAUGAAAUGGAAGGAAUGCCUCGUCCUAUUAGUCGUACAGUUUCUGUAAAUGAGAGUGUCCGAUCACAUCCCAUACAUGCUUCAACUACACUUAGAGGUGAAUCACCAUUUGGGACUCAGAAACGAGCUUCAACGGCAGAUAUGAGAACAGAGAAUUCGGUAAGUUUACCCAAGUUAUUUAAUGUAGAUCGUGAUACAGAAGAUAUUACAUCUCGUACUAGUUUAGCCACACAACGUCUUCGUGCUCAUAAAUCACCUGUAUUUAAUUACAGACGAUCUAAAAGACGUUCUACUGUAAAAGGAAGUGCAGCUUUUAUGUCAGCUGAACGAGGUCACUCUGUUGAUAGUGUAACAUCUCAUCAAAUACGUCAAAAAUUAGAAAGUUUAGCAGCUGUAUUAGAAGUAGAGGUUUCUCCACUUGUACCAGAGAAAUUCCUUUUUAACUUUGUUGCACUUAUGAUAUUUGUUCAACGAAUAUUAAAACGAUAUAAACGUGUGAAGUGUACUGUUAACGUAGAAAACAUGUUUCUCAUUCUUGAAAUAAGAGGAGAAGAAUGUUCUGGAUUAAAAAGAGAUACAACUCCUUCAAUAGAUGAUACUGGUUCAUUCUCUUCACGUGAUGCCACUGCAAGUGAAAGUUUAGGAAAAGGAGGAGAUUAUUCACCAGAUGUGAGUAUUAACUCUCUCCUUUCACCUACUCUUAUAGAGUAUUUACACGUUUGUGAGGCUUCUAUUCAUUUUAUCCCAAAUGGAUGUGUACUUCGAUUCCCUUAUACCACACAUGAACGUCUACAACUUAUGGAAGGUGUUGGAUCUCUACAAUUAUCCACUGUAAAAGGACUCUCUCUUCUUGGUGUGGCUGCUACAAAUGCCCUUACAGAAGAAGCUGUAGAGAGUACGAAAGGUGAAAUGAUUCAUUUAGAUCAAUACGCUGCAGCUGAAGAGGCAUUUUCAGAAGCCAUACGUAAAGCUGAAUCUUUCUGUUCUCAAAAACUAGAAGAAAGUGGAGUAACUGAACAAAACUUUGCGAAAGCAGAUGCUAUGGGUCUAGAAAGUAGCAACAACGCUUGCUUUUUUCAUGGUCCUAGUGGACAACAAAUAGAAGAAGUAGCAGGUUCUUCAGCAGAUAUUGCAUGUGGUUUACCAUCUAUUUUAAAUCCUAAUCGUCCAAGAAGUGGAGAUAUCUCUAGUACGCCUUCUACAGCACCACCACCACCACUACAUACUACUACUCCUCCUCCUCCUCCAGUACUAACACCAGUACCAGCACCAAUCACACCAAUCACAACAACAACAACAGGAACAACAGGAACAACUACUAGGCGAGAAUCCAUGUCUAGUUCUCAUUCAACACAACCAGGACUUCCAGGUUGGCAAACUGGUUCAGGUCCAGUACGAGCAGAUAAUAUUUUUGGUAGAAGUAGAUGUCGAAGUGGUAGUGAUACUAUGGGAACAAGUAUAUCAUGUACUGGUCCUUUUGUAAGUAAUGCGACAAACUAUGGUAAACAAUAUCUUCACAUUUUAUUGUAUUUAAAGGAACAACGACCAGAUGUUGUACAAUAUUUAUGGUCUAAAGGACAUUCAGCAACUGUUGUCUCAGACAAGGCGGUAAUGAAACGUUAUCUAUUAAUUGGACUUCAUGUUUUUGAUGUAGUAUUUAUAGAAUGGAAUGAAAAACUAGUAACUCCAGAUAUUCGAGACCUUAUAGGAGUAGAUGCAGGAAAACAAACAACUAUUUUAUAUUUGUUAACAGAAAAUUCUUAUAGUUUACCUUUACCUCCUGGAACUCCUGAUGAAGCUGUUUUACGUUUACCAGAUAUUUCAGAAGUUUUUACAGAUCCUACUAUUGGUCAAAAUGCAAGUCUUUAUAUUCGUCAACAUCGUCUUCGAUAUGAAAUGGUACAAGUUCGUUGGAGAAAGAGUUAUCAAAUAGUUCGUCAUAUAGGUACUGGUGCAUUUGGUGAUGUAUAUGAAGUUUACUUGGUAGUCUCACGUGGACGUUUAGCUAUGAAACGAAUGUUUUUAAGUGGAGCUAGUAAUCGUGUUCUUGAGCAACUUAAUCGUGAGGUAUUAAUAUUAAGUCAAUUAGAUCAUCCUAAUAUAGUAAGUUUUUCUCAUUCAUCUAUGGAAGAAAACUCUUACUGUAUUUUUAUGGAAUUAUGUGAUGGAACAUUAAGUCAAAGACUACAAGGUCAUGGCACAUCUCAUCAUGGUAGUGCACGAAAAGGAGAAAGAGGAAAUCAACAACCACCUUUACCACAAUUAGCAACAACUCCACCAUUUUCAGUUUCAUCCGUUACGAGUAGUCCAAGUACAGGAAUUUUAGAUUCGGAUAGUACGGCUAGAGGACAUGAUCAACUAACAGCACGUGAAAUAGUACUUCUUCUUCAUGAUGUAGCCAGUGGAAUUCAGUAUAUUCAUUCACAAGGUAUUGUACAUCGAGAUAUAAAACCUUGUAAUAUCCUUUUUGUAAAUGGUGUAGCGAAAAUUGGAGAUUUUGGAAGUGCUGCUGAAGAACGAGCUACCAAACCACUUAUAAACAUGAAAGGUACAUUAGCCUAUAUGUCUCCUGAAGUUUUACUUGGUGAACCCUAUGGAAGACCAUGUGAUAUGUGGUCUUUUGGAUGUUUACUUGCAGAAGUUAUUGGACUUCGCCUUGGACACCUGCAGGGACUUCACUUUCCUGCUUUAGUGGAAUUAUAUAAAUCUAUUCCCUUUACGGGCAGUCUGCCCAUUACACUCUCUAAUCACAGGAGUGGAAUGCUGCAACAUCACUUUGGGGAUAGUACGGCUCGAAUGAUACUUGGAGCGAUGAAAAGUGCAUUUAAUGAAAGUUCUAGUGAACGUCGAGAACACGUGGCUCCACGCAGGCGAGUCCCUUCACAAGUAACGAGAGAAAAAACCGCAACUUCUGCAGAGGAAGACUUGGAAGAUCUACGUUUUUUAAAUAGCCCCAGUUGUCAAUCCACACGUGCGGUUACCUUUAUUAGUACGACCAAUACCAAAUUUCUGGGAUCUGAAAAGGCGGAAUUGCCAGAGAGUCUUGUGGAAUUAUUAGAAGGAUUAUUUCAUCGUGAUCCCCAGAAGCGAAUGACGGCCCGAGAAGUAUUGGAUCAUCCAGUUACUUGGGAUGUGGAGUGGAUGGAAAUGGUUUUACGUGCGGUGGAGGAGGUUUGUCCAGUAGAGGCGGAUGAGGUGCCAGCGGAGGCUUCCCAUGCGGGGGAUUCUACAAUAUGGAGAGGAGAAGAUACACUGGACCUUUCCAUUGAUUCUGAAUAA